CUUUGGUGUCGUCAAAGCCAGAUAGACGUACAGGUGGACCAGUUCCGUGACUUCAUGAGAGGGAAAUCAGUGUUGGGACACUUUCUCGCUGCCAUCUACCCAAGAGGAGAUGUCUGAGGAAAAUCUGGGGGAAGAGUCGAGUAGCUCCCCUGUCUCUCCUGUGGACAGCCUGAGCAACAGCGAGGGGGAGUUGGACAGACAGCCGAAGAGGUGUGGGAGGAAGAAGAGACCGAGCAGGAAAAACGGGGAGGACUCAGAUAGCCCGACCCCUGGGAAACGAGGGAAGAAGUCCACCAGCAGCAGCCCCCAGUCGUUCGAGGAUCUCCAGUCGCAGCGGGUCAUGGCCAACGUCCGGGAGCGACAGAGGACCCAGUCUCUCAACGAGGCGUUCACGUCUUUGCGGAAAAUUAUCCCCACUUUGCCCUCGGACAAACUCAGCAAAAUACAGACCCUAAAACUUGCAUCCAGAUACAUCGACUUCCUGUACCAGGUGCUGCAGAGUGACGAGCUGGACGCCAAAAUGUCUAGUUGUAGUUAUGUGGCUCACGAGAGGCUGAGCUACGCCUUCUCCGUGUGGAGGAUGGAGGGCGCUUGGUCCAUGUCAACGUCUCACUAACAUCUGGAGAAAUGAUGCCCUAAAUGGUGACUGCUGAAUCUACUUAUCACAUUCUGACGGGACAAAUCUGGAGUCCAAUGCUGGAUACAUGGGAUCCCUCUAUUUAAACCAAAGACGGCAGAAGCUCUGGGGGAUCAUUUUGCAGAGGCCCGAUAUGGGACCAGCAGCCGCGCGUUAGCUCCAUACACUCCCAUUCUGAAGCGUUUUCAUGUUGUUGACGACGAAUGCUAAAAAAAAUAACAUGUGUUUUUUUCUGGAGGAAAAGACAUUUUAAAUGCAUGUCUUAGGAGUUAUUUCUGUGGAGGUCAAAGUCCAUUAUCAAAGCAGUUGUGAGACUGUCAACUGGUGGUGUAGCUCACAUUAUAGACUGACUGUGUGGAUCCAACCUGUGGAAAAAAAAUACAUUUAUUUAUUUAUUGGUGAAACGUGUUACAUUGAGGAAUAGAUCCUGUGUCUGAAAUACAAAAUGCAUUCCUAUUUUUUACUAUUGUUUUUUUGUAAAUGUUUGUAUAUGUUUUGCAUUAAACAAAAUGACGAUUAAAGUGUUUGCCUUUGACUUUCUUUCUUUAUAUUUUUUUUGCAAAGCUAAUGUAAUUGUUCCUAAGGCAAAAACAAAUGGUGGGCAACGUAAAUUGCACAUUAAAUGAAAUAACUUUCAUGCAUGCAUCACGUGGCCUGUA
This is a messenger RNA of Anarrhichthys ocellatus (wolf-eel), 1296 nucleotides long. It is a transcript of the gene twist1b, whose product is annotated as twist family bHLH transcription factor 1b. Gene Ontology annotation, molecular function: protein dimerization activity; DNA-binding transcription factor activity, RNA polymerase II-specific; RNA polymerase II transcription regulatory region sequence-specific DNA binding. The record is from RefSeq and is a predicted model, not a curated record. The transcript is spliced from 2 exons. NCBI's taxonomy places the organism in Eukaryota, Metazoa, Chordata, Actinopteri, Perciformes, Anarhichadidae. Gene Ontology annotation, biological process: regulation of transcription by RNA polymerase II; developmental process. Bases 110 to 616 code for a protein of 168 amino acids.